Messenger RNA from Penicillium cataractarum, 714 nucleotides. It is a transcript of the gene xanA, whose product is annotated as isonitrile hydratase-like protein xanA. The record is from RefSeq and is a predicted model, not a curated record. Bases 1 to 714 code for a protein of 237 amino acids. Lineage: Eukaryota; Fungi; Ascomycota; Eurotiomycetes; Eurotiales; Aspergillaceae. The transcript has a single exon.
AUGUCUGCUACGAUUAAGAAGCAUUACUACAACGUCGGGGUCUUGCUCUUCCAGGGGGCAGAUAUCCUUGACUUCGCAGGUCCAAUGGAAGUCUUAUCCCAUGUCUCGCAUAACCGAAAUCCAGAUGACCCCGAUCGAAUGUUCACUACCCAGACUAUUGCACGAAGCACUAAUAUUCGUGCUGCGAAUGCAUUGAGUGUACAGGUGGACACAAUUCUCGACCAUGCGCUGGAAAAUAUCUCCGAGUACGACAUUCUGGUCGUGCCAGGAGGACCGCCCUCUGUGCUACAACCCAUGGUCGAUGUCAAUCUGCCCGAGGUGGAGCUCAUCCGCAAGUUUGCGCGUCUACCCCGGACUUCUUUACAACGGCCGCGUUUGUUAUUCUCAAUUUGCACCGGUAGUUUCUUGCUUGGUGCCGCGGGUAUUUUGUCAGGUCUGACCGUCACUACUCACCAUCGAGCAAUUGAUAAUCUCCGGGAUAUAUGCCUCAAAUUUGGGGGAAGAAGUGACCCGUCAACAAACGUGGUGCAUAAGCGUUAUAUUGAUGGGGGAUACAUCAAAGGAGAUGCUGUGCAAGUCAUCACAGCCGGGGGUGUCAGCUCGGGCCUUGAUGCUAGCUUCUAUAUUGUCCGCCUGCUAACAACACCGGAGAUGGCCGCUUUCGUGUCUCGGCUGAUGGAGUAUGGUUGGACCGAAUCGGACAAGCGAUCCUAG